AACCAAACGUUCUCACAAGCCGGCAGCAGUAGCAGCACUGCACGAUAGUUCCACUAAAAACCACGUGCAUACCAACUUACAUUCAUCCAAGUUGUAACUGGCACUGUUGUUCAUUCGCGCGACAGACGCGCCCACAGAUGGAUGUUCGUUUAGAAAAGAAAAAUUAAUAUUUCUUAUUUUGUGUAUUAAAAAAAACAAGUGUUAAAAAAAAGUGAUUUGUUUUUUUUUUUCUUGGGCGGGAAUUGGAAAUAUUUUUUUCAAAAAUUAUUUCUUUUAAGGGUGUAAGUUGAGAAAAAAAAAUUUUUUUUUCAUUCAACAUUUUUGCCGGCCCUGAAAAGUGCUGAUUGCGCGAGUGUCGGCAUCGAUCGGCGCGACUUAUGUUUCUUUCAGUGAGUGUACAGUAUUCAGUGCGCGCUUACGGAUUCACUAUAUAGGGAACCACCCCCUUAAUUCAGGAAUUACUUUCCAACCCACCCCACUUUCUCUCUCUCUCUCUUUCUUCACCCAGAGUUUCUCAACAGCCUGUUGAUCAAUUCUUGCACGAAAAAUCUAGUCUUGUGUGUUUUGAAUUUUUUUUUUUCCACUGAAUCGUUGCUUCUGCAUUUCUCUGAGGAAGAACCUUUCAAGGCCUACAACCGGUAUCUUAUAGAAAUUCCACUGGAUCAAGAGGCUUUAAUACCGUUUUUUUAUUCUCUCUCAACAGGAUUUUCUUGGAGAAAUCUUAACAUGAGUGAAUUUUGAGAGUUUCUUUUUUGAACUCUCGGAAUUGGGUCUGAUUUAUAUAUAUUGGUGCGGAGUGGAAAAGGAUACAAGGGGAGGAUCAUGGAAUUUUACGACGUGGGAAGUAGCGACUUAAGGGAGCUAUGGGAUACCUAUCUAGUAGAACCGGCUCUGGGUAACGAUGCGCUGAUGGGUAUGAGGGAGGAUGAAUGGGGUGUAUUAUGCUCAAAAGAUAGAACAUCGAUGGGCGUUGUUCUAAGGGACCGGCUAAUGACGGACGCCGCACUUGGUGGUUCAAAGCCAAUAAAAACUGAACACAGUUACAGUCUUCUUGCAUGUAGUCCACCACCAAGUCCAGAAUCUCCAAGUGAUGUCAGCCCCCACACUCCACACAGUCUGGACAGCCCCAAUUCAGCUAUCUCUGCUGGCUCGACAACCGUUAUUUCCUGUUCUAGUAAUACCACUGUCCAAACUCACAAAACCAUGGAAUUGCGAAGUCGAAUUCACGUUGUAGAUAUGGAAGAAGAGUGUUUUCCAGCCAUUUCAAUGAAGACGGCGUCGAGUCGAGAAUCGUUGUCUUCAUCGCCAACGUCGACGUCGCCAAGUAUUGAUGAUUCGAAAUUAAGUUUAAUAAUCGAAGGUCGCAAUUGCCCGAUAAUUAAAGGCGAACCGGAAAGUCAACCAGGAAGUCCAUGCCAGUCUUCCGAUUUCGUUGAAAAGGAGAAUACAAUUACGAUGGUCGAACCUCACAGACUACAUUUCACGAGGAACAGUCUGUCACAAACUAGUGAGAGCGACGACGACGAAGACGAAAUUUAUCAGAGGAUGGAUCUUGAUGAAUUUGAGGUAACUUGCGCGGAAAGUGGAGAAACAUUUAGCGCUUCCCGACAAGCAUUACCGCCAACACCGCCAAGUAGCGCGAGUUCCGACAGCGAAGGAACAGCUUCCGCUUCCUGUUCACCGGAGCGUCGAGAGCCACAAAGUUCCACACACGUUCAAAAUCUUCGAGGUCUUCUAACUCCAAGGCUUUAUGUCAGCAAUGGAAUUCACACGCACACAACCACCAGGCAACCAAUACACACGCCACUCAUUUCCUGUCAGCCGAAAGGAUCGACUGGAAUUUUAACACUAACGGAAGAAGAGAAGAGGACAUUAAUAGCAGAAGGUUAUCCUGUACCAACGAAACUACCUCUCACGAAACAGGAGGAAAAGUCUCUCAAGAAAGUCAGAAGGAAAAUAAAAAACAAAAUAUCAGCUCAAGAAUCGCGUAGAAAGAAGAAAGAAUAUAUGGAUGGUCUAGAGAGGAGAGUAACAGUUUUAACAAAUGAGAAUUCCUCCUACAGAGACAGACUGAACGUCCUUGAGGAUUCAAAUCGCGAAUUAUUACAAGAAUUACAACGCCUUCAAACACUAUUGCAAAUGCAGGCUUCUUCCUAGUUUUUCUUUUCUUUUCUUUUUUAUUUUCUUUGAUGAAGCAGAGAAAAGAAUCAAUGCGACCUUAAUUACUUUAGUAUUUUUUUUUUUUCAUUCCUCAACGAUGACGAGAUAGAAGAUCAGUAUCUUCCUGCAUAGUCUGACCAACCUACUUAUGUUUGUCGACACGACGCGCCGACGGCCCUAAAACCUCGACUAUUUGCUUUAUUCUUAGUAUCAGUCAUCGUCAUUUUAUAUUAGAGUCAAUUGUAAAAGCAUCCUCAUUAAUAUGAAAUUCCAUGAACACUGGAAAGUCGUAUAUAUAUAUACAUACAAUUGUGUGCAAUAUUUACAAGGAAAAAAAAAACAAUUGCGCUGAGUAGAAGAAAUGUCCAAAGAAUAUGCUUAUUACUGUUAUUUUUCUUUUUAAUUAAUAAUUAAUGAUUAAUCGUAGGCGAUCGAUGUUCUUUUUUUUUUAUUAAUUUUUAAAACACUUGGAGAAAAUUUCUAUCUUUUUUUUUUAAAAAUAAAU
Leptopilina heterotoma is the source of this 2665-nucleotide messenger RNA. It is a transcript of the gene CrebA, whose product is annotated as cyclic AMP response element-binding protein A. The record is from RefSeq and is a predicted model, not a curated record. The transcript is spliced from 7 exons. Lineage: Eukaryota; Metazoa; Arthropoda; Insecta; Hymenoptera; Figitidae. Gene Ontology annotation, molecular function: cAMP response element binding; DNA-binding transcription factor activity, RNA polymerase II-specific. Gene Ontology annotation, biological process: regulation of transcription by RNA polymerase II. Bases 823 to 2157 code for a protein of 444 amino acids.